AUGGGCUACGCCUCCGGCUUCAACGUGCAGCUGAUGCUGGUCUCUGAGGUGGACGUGGACGAGUCCGGCACCCUGGACGCGGUGGAGCUGCGGAAGUUGCUACGGAAGUUCCAGGAGAAGGAGUUGACAGCAUGGACCGCUGCUUUUCACAACGCGCUGCCGUACGGGGAAAAGUACCUGGAGGUGGAGGCGUGCGUCCGAACCCUGCGGGGUGUUGGCAUCAAGGCGACGGAGGAACAGGUCGAAAGCACGCGUGAAGCGAUCGCCAGUAGUUUUUCCAGCAAGAAACGAUUCAGUACCAUCAUGCAGGCGCCUCACAUGGCAGAUCUGGCCAAGUUGCGGAACAACAUCUUGCUGAAGCCCACCCCACAGACCGCGGAAAACUCCAGCAGUUCCAGCUUCGCCGCCGAUGCCAGUGAGAGCUCAGAGGAAGAAAGUGAAAACGAGGAUGACAACGGCAACAUCGACCUGGCCGUCUUCCACUUGAUCUGCUCCAAGUUGGUAGCUGAGGCCAAGCAAUCCAUUCGCGAAAAUGCGGGCUAUACCUGGGAGGAGGUGCAACGUAUGCGAGAAAAGUUCAGAAAGUUUGACAGAGACGGCAGUGGAGACAUCGACAACCACGAAAUGGCAAAGCUGGUUCAGGAUCUUUGUCCAGACUUGGCCACGAACAUCGCCAAGCGAGCGGAGAUUACGCGGAUCUUGUCGGAGGUGGAUCCUGAUAAGUCGGGACAUGUGGACUUUCCAGACUUUCUGAGGCUCAUGCGUCAAGUGGAUGAGAUGCAGGAUCGUCUGCGCAUGGCCAAGGAAACCUUCGCCAUCGAGAAGUCCAAGUUCUCCAGUCGGGAAGUGGAAGAGUUCCGCAAGCUCUUCCUGGGCGAGGAAGACAGCCUGGGCUGCUUCCGCGGCAUGCUGAGGGUGGAUGAGUUCUUGAAGCUCUUGGAACCAGUGGUGGGCCUGGGGCGCAGCAAUGAAGCGGAACUGACACAGCUGUUCUUCACCAUUGAUGCGCACAUGAAGCCAGAAUUUGCUGAAAAGGUGGUGGCACCUGCGAGCCCCAAGGGCCAAAGUUAUGGAGCCAUCGGCAUCAACAACCCACGUGUUGCUGUGGACUUUCCCGAGUUCCUCAUUCUCAUGUCGCUACUCCUGAAGAAGAACUUGUGCCAAGUGAAGGAGAAAAGUAGCAUCCUGGCUCAACGCAGCAGCGGCCGCAAGACACUGACGAAGGCCCCCAGCCGGCUACAUUGA
This is a messenger RNA of Cladocopium goreaui, 1245 nucleotides long. The record is from the annotation of a GenBank genome assembly. Lineage: Eukaryota; Dinophyceae; Suessiales; Symbiodiniaceae.